AUGGCUGACGACGAUAACUUCGACAUCGACAUCUACGGCGACGACGCUCCUCAGGACUCCUUCAACAAUAACAGUGAAGUCAAAGCAGAGGCCCACGAGGAGUCCCUACCUGACGCCUCUCAACAAGCCGACAAUGCCCACCCCAAUGGCGCAAUGAAGCAAGAGAGCCGCGAUAACUCUGUCAAGCAGGAAGACCCUAGUAGUGCCAAUGCUGAUGAGCGCCAACAAAUUUCGAGCACCGGUGGCUCUUCUCACAACCAAUUGCAGCCCCCGAAGCAAGCUCCCGUUCAACAAGGCGUCAAGCGGAAAGAAGGCGCCGAUGAUCGGGUCGUCGACGUGAAUGCGACCACUGCCCUGCUCAUCAGCGACCUCCAUUGGUGGACUAACGAAGACGAUAUCCGAGGCUGGGCCAACCAGAGCGGAUGCGAAGACGAACUAGUCGACGUGACUUUCAACGAGCACAAGGUCAAUGGCAAGAGCAAAGGCCAAUGCUUUGUUGAAAUGGCGUCGCCACAGGCCGCAACUGCGCUUAAACAUACAAUAGAGUCCUUCGGCCAGGGCCAGCAAUAUGCAAAGAAACACUCGGCCUCUUACCAUGCCCCCCAUGUCAAUCCUUACCGAACUCUGCCCAAGGAUGUCCCCAACCGCAAGGACGGAAACCGAAACGACAACCGCUCUUCUUCCGGAAGUUUUGGUGGCGGGUCUGGCAUGAACACCAGCUUCAAUAAUUCAGGUGGAUUCCGAGGCGGUCGCGGCGGUUUCAACAACCGUGGUGGUAUGAACAACAUGGGAUACAAUAACCGUGGCGGCUUCAAUGGCCCAAUGGGCGGCGGUAACAUGGGUCCUAGUGGUGGAUUCGGUGGCGGUCCUAUGGGUGGAUUCGGUGGUGGCCCGAUGGGAGGUAUGAACAACAUGGGCUUUAACAACUUUGGCCGUGGAGGAAUGAUGGGCGGGAUGCGCGGUGGUAUGGCGAAUCGCGGCAGAGGUGGCAUGAACGGUGGCAUGAACGCGAACAUGAUGGGUGGCAUGGGGCCCAUGGGGGGUAUGGCGGGCAUGGGGAUGAAUCCAGGUAUGAUGGGCGGCAUGGGAGGAAACAUGAACAUGGGCAUGGGCGGCAUGCAAGGCGGCUUCGGCGGCGGCGGCGCACAACCGCAUUUCAACCCGGCCUUUUUCGGAAACCAACAGAGUGGCGGCGGCGGCGGUGGCGGCGACGGCAACUGGAAUCCUCACGGUGCGAAGCGACCGCGUCCCGAGUGA
Molecule: messenger RNA, 1257 nt
Organism: Lasiodiplodia theobromae
Lineage: Eukaryota; Fungi; Ascomycota; Dothideomycetes; Botryosphaeriales; Botryosphaeriaceae
Product: Rrm domain-containing protein
Exons: 3
Coding region: 1-1257 (418 amino acids)
Biological process (GO): mRNA alternative polyadenylation
Cellular component (GO): mRNA cleavage and polyadenylation specificity factor complex
Molecular function (GO): mRNA binding
Source: RefSeq, a predicted model, not a curated record